Messenger RNA from Coffea eugenioides, 1098 nucleotides. RefSeq lists its product as uncharacterized. Gene Ontology annotation, biological process: snRNA export from nucleus. The transcript is spliced from 5 exons. The coding region runs from base 101 to 853 and encodes 250 amino acids. NCBI's taxonomy places the organism in Eukaryota, Viridiplantae, Streptophyta, Magnoliopsida, Gentianales, Rubiaceae. The record is from RefSeq and is a predicted model, not a curated record.
GUCGAAAGGGAAAUUAACACAAAACCUUCCAAACUACGGGUAGCGAAACAAGCGUCCCUUCGAGUGUUCUUCAGAACCCCUCAUCAGAUUAGUUUGUGGCAUGGAGAGAGGAGACAAUGUACUUGAAACCAUUUUUGAAGAUGAGAAUCUCGAAGAUGUUGAGAUGCUUGAUGUAGAAGAGGGAGAGUUGGUUGAGGUUAGUACAGAGGCUGAACAUGGAGAGAGCAAUGCUGGCAUAGAAGUUAAGGUUGGAAAUUCUGAAGGCUGCACCAAUAAUCCAGGAGAAAAGAAGAAUAAGAAGAAGAAGAAGAAGAGCAAGAGAAAGAGAGGCAGUUCAGGUCCUAAUGUGACAAAUAUCAACAGAUUUGUACUGGAUGUCUGUAGGCGCUUGAAAGAGAGGAAGUCUUAUUUGGUUUGGGCUGCUGUGGGUUGCCUUGGUGUCUCUGCUUUGGGUGAUCUUGUAACAGAGGUGGAAGCAAUUCAGGCCUGUGGAGGUCAGAAAACUGCAGAUGGUAGACGUUUCCGAACAGGUGGUGGCAUAUUGUGGAGUGUCCUUAAAGUCCGUGAUCCAAAUGCUUACAAAGAGAUUAUGAGAAGAGGAAAGGAAUUUGAGAAGCAAUUUAAGCCACAAAAUGUCAACCUAGAUGCCAUGCACAACAAAGAAAACCCUUCCCAAACUACUGGAGAAGUUGUGGAUGGCCUUCAAGAGGCAUCUCAUCAGGAGAACCAGCUCAAACAAAAUACUAGCGAGCGGAAUCGAGUAUCUGUGCAUGAGCGUGUUAGGAUACCAGUUGCAUAUGAUGAUUUGCUUGACGGAGAGAAUCCUGGAGAUGGAGGAGCAUCUGUAGCUUAAAUUGCAUGUCGUUAAUGCUUGAACGACCUCAUUCUAUUAUAUGAGAGAAUUUUUCCAUCUUCUGUGUUUUUUUUUCUGUGGCAUUUUGCGACGCCUUGCAGUAAAUCUUGGGACGAGAAACUACACAUUUUUGAAGUAGGCGAGAGAAUUCUGUAUAUAAUUCGGAAAGUAAAUUUGAAGUUAAAAGCUUACAGGAUGUCUUGAAGGGUUAGCUUUCCGAACGUAUAAUCUGAAUUUUUGUUGAA